Phragmites australis (common reed) is the source of this 2296-nucleotide messenger RNA. Its product is annotated as asparagine synthetase [glutamine-hydrolyzing]-like. Gene Ontology annotation, cellular component: cytosol. Bases 274 to 2052 code for a protein of 592 amino acids. The record is from RefSeq and is a predicted model, not a curated record. The transcript has 12 exons. Gene Ontology annotation, molecular function: asparagine synthase (glutamine-hydrolyzing) activity. Lineage: Eukaryota; Viridiplantae; Streptophyta; Magnoliopsida; Poales; Poaceae.
UUUUUAGGUUGAGUUGGUACAAGAUAGUUCGUGGUUUCAGUUGGAUAUGUGCGUUUAGUAGGAUAUUGAGAUCUGAGUUAGGCUAAUAUUUUGAGUUAAUUUGGUAUACAACCUAGCUCGCUCUGCUGCUGCUCCUGCCCCUGCUCUAUAAAUAGCUAGAGGACCUCACCUCUCUCGACACCAGUUAAGCAAAGCAAUUAAGCAAGCUCUGCUUGUUACUCCUACUUGCUUGUUAGUGACGAGCUAGCGAGGAGCAGAGGAGAGGAGAGGAGAAUGUGCGGCAUACUGGCUGUGCUGGGCUGCGGCGACGACGGCAAGAGGCGCGGCCGCGUGCUGGAGCUCUCGCGCAGGCUCAAGCACCGAGGCCCCGACUGGAGCGGCCUGCGCCAGGUGGGGGACUGCUACCUCUCCCACCAGCGCCUCGCCAUCAUCGACCCGGCCUCCGGCGACCAGCCCCUCUACAACGAGGACCGCUCCGUCGUCGUCGCCGUGAACGGCGAGAUCUACAACCACCAACAGCUCAGGAAGCAGCUCUCCGCCGCACACAAGUUCAGGACCGGCAGUGACUGCGAGGUCAUCGCCCACCUCUACGAGGAGCAUGGCGAAGGGUUCGUGGACAUGCUGGACGGCGUCUUCUCCUUCGUCUUGCUCGACACCCGCGACCGUACCUUCAUCGCUGCGCGCGACGCCAUCGGUGUCACGCCCCUCUACAUCGGAUGGGGAAUCGAUGGGUCGGUGUGGAUAUCGUCGGAGAUGAAGGGGCUCAACGACGAGUGCGAGCACUUUGAGAUCUUCCCUCCUGGCCAUCUCUACUCCAGCAACACCGGCGGCUUCAGGAGAUGGUACAACCCUCCCUGGUUCUCCGAGGCCAUCCCCUCCGUUCCCUACCAUCCGCUCGCUCUCAGGAAGGCCUUCGAAAAGGCCGUGAUCAAGAGGCUUAUGACUGAUGUCCCGUUCGGUGUCCUGCUCUCUGGUGGCCUCGACUCGUCAUUGGUCGCAGCUGUGACAGUUCGCCACUUGGCAGGCACAGAGGCUGCAAAGCGCUGGGGCAAUAAGCUGCACUCCUUCUGUGUUGGCCUUGAGGGGGCACCUGAUCUGAAGGCUGCCAAGGAGGUGGCAGAUUACCUGGGCACCGUGCACCAUGAGUUCCACUUCUCUGUUCAGGACGGCAUUGAUGCGAUUGAAGAUGUGAUAUAUCACACUGAAACAUACGACGUGACCACGAUCAGGGCAAGCACACCGAUGUUCCUGAUGUCGCGCAAGAUCAAGGCGCUUGGGGUCAAGAUGGUCAUCUCCGGUGAGGGCUCAGAUGAGAUCUUCGGAGGGUACCUCUACUUCCACAAGGCCCCCAACAAAGAGGAGUUCCACCGCGAAACCUGCCAGAAGAUUAAAGCUCUGCAUCAGUACGAUUGCUUGAGAGCCAACAAGGCAACUUCUGCUUGGGGUCUGGAGGCUCGUGUGCCGUUCCUGGACAAGGAGUUUAUCAAUGAGGCAAUGAGCAUUGAUCCUGAGUGGAAGAUGGUCCGGCCUGAUCUUGGGAGGAUUGAGAAGUGGAUACUUAGGAAAGCAUUUGACGAUGAGGAGCAACCAUUCCUGCCAAAGCAUAUCCUGUACAGACAGAAGGAGCAGUUCAGUGAUGGUGUUGGCUAUAGCUGGAUCGAUGGCCUAAAGGCUCAUGCAGCAUCAAAUGUGACUGACAAGAUGAUGUCGAAUGCAAAGUUCAUCUUCCCGCACAACACUCCGACGACAAAAGAGGCCUAUUACUACAGGAUGAUCUUUGAGAGAUUCUUCCCUCAAAACUCGGCAAUGUUGACGGUGGCAGGGGGACCAAGCGUGGCGUGCAGCACGGCGAAGGCGAUCCAGUGGGACGCGCAGUGGUCGGGGAACCUUGAUCCCUCGGGGAGGGCAGCGCUUGGAGUUCAUCUCUCCGCCUACGAAUCAGAAUCUGAUGAGAAGCAUCUCCCGGCAACCAUGGCUGCAGGAGCCAACGGCAGCAAGAAGCCGAGGACGAUCAAGGUGUCAGCGCCGCCUGGCGUUGCCAUCGAGGGCUGAUCGAUAUUAUUAUGCUGCCCUCCUUAAUAUUAUGCAACAAAUAAUUAGUGAAGCUGCGAUUUGCUAGGAAGCAUGCGCGUUGUAAUUAACAAGUCGUGUAAUUCUGAAUCUAUUGGAUGACGAGCGAGGAAGCAGCUGGAGAUACCUGCGUGAGUGCGUUAAUUUUUGCAAUAAGAAGGGUGUCAUGUCCUGGACUCUAAUCCUUUUUGUGGCAAAAUCAUGUACAUUCUGGCCUCGACCUUUC